GGCUGGGUUGCUCGAUCGUUGUUCCGUGGUCGUCCGUCCCUUUUCCGCGCAACGGAUACCGGACCGGUACAGCGCAGGUAACGCGCACUAGUGAACUGUGGUUCGUUGAUUUUGCCGGACGUUCCAUCCGUUUUCUGCAAUUGAACAUUGUUUUGAAUUAUUAAAAUGGAUGACAUUGAUAUUGCAUUGUUGAUAUCAUUAGUUGAAAGUAGACCUGUGCUAUGGGACAAAACACAGGAGUGCUACAACAAAAGACAAGCUACUUUUUCAGCAUGGAAGGAAAUUUUUACUACGCUACACUACGACUUCGAAUCUUUGUCAGAAAAAGAAAAAGAUGAAUUCGGCAAAAGUAUUAUAAAGAAAUGGAACAACGCAAGAGACAACUGGUUAAAGUGUCAUAAACAAAUAAAGCAAUCUAAGUUUGGCAAUAGUUUGAAAAAACGAAGAAAAUAUAAAUUCUACGAUAAUAUGUUAUUCUUAUCCAAAAUUAUGUUUCGUGGGACUCAAAGGAAGACAAAAAUUCAAAGUAUACCAGCCGGGGAAAAAAUCGUACCAUCAUCGUCACAUAACGAGGAAAUUAAUUCACAAUCUGAUAGUGAAUCUUCUCCAACCAUAAAUAGAAGAAGUAUCGCCUCGGCAGGGGCACUGCUGCGCCCCCUGAAAAGAAAGAUAGACAGUUCUGAAGUUGAUCCACAAAUAGUUCCAUCUAGCGACCAUGAAGAUGAAAGCAAGAGUUUGUGUUUCUUCAAAAGCAUUGCUCCUAUUAUAGAUAAUUACAGUGUCGAUAAUUUUAUUGAUUUUCAAUUUGAAGUUCUUAAAAUUAUGAAAAAUAUGUCACGAAAAGAUUAA
Papilio xuthus (Asian swallowtail) is the source of this 849-nucleotide messenger RNA. RefSeq lists its product as uncharacterized. The record is from RefSeq and is a predicted model, not a curated record. Gene Ontology annotation, biological process: regulation of transcription by RNA polymerase II. The transcript is spliced from 2 exons. NCBI's taxonomy places the organism in Eukaryota, Metazoa, Arthropoda, Insecta, Lepidoptera, Papilionidae. The coding region runs from base 166 to 849 and encodes 227 amino acids. Gene Ontology annotation, cellular component: nucleus; transcription regulator complex.